AUGCGCAGGGCAAAAGGAUACCAAGAUCUGGACGAUAAUGUUGGAGAAAUGCGGCAACCAGUACCACCUAUGCCUCCACCGCAAGAAAUAGAAAUGGCGUCAGUUUCAGUAGUCCCUGAUGACACUUUUACUGUCACUCAAGCCGUCAAUGCCUUAGGCUUUGGAUGGUUCCAAGUUAAACUAUCUCUUUUUACUGGACUUUGUUGGAUGGCUGACUCAAUGGAAAUGACUAUAUUAAGUAUUUUAUCACCUGCAUUACAUUGUGAAUGGAAUAUAAGCAAAUACCAACAAGCUUUAACCACAACAGUUGUGUUCAUGGGAAUGAUGCUAAGCUCUACAUUUUGGGGCAAUUUAAGUGAUAGAUAUGGCAGAAAAACUGCACUUAGUAUGUGUGGAGUACUAUUAUUCUACUAUGGACUUUUAAGUGCAAUUGCUCCUAAUUUUCUUUGGUUAUUAUUUCUAAGGGGGCUUGUUGGAUUUGCAAUAGGAUGUGUACCACAAUCUGUUACAUUAUAUGCUGAAUUUCUACCCACAAAGCAGAGAGCCAAAUGUGUUGUUCUGUUAGAUUGUUUUUGGGCCCUGGGUGCAUGUUUGGAAGUAGCAUUGGCACUGGUGGUUAUGCCAACUCUUGGUGUACAUUGGCUUUUGGCUUUAUCUACCAUACCUCUACUUAUAUUCGCCCUAAUAUGUCCAUGGCUACCAGAAUCAGCAAGAUUUCACGUCGCAAGUGGUCAACCAGAUAAAGCUUUAGCGACACUUGAAAAGAUAGCAGAAGAUAACGGACGUCCUAUGUUACUAGGUCGCCUCGUAUGCGACGAUUCUGUGGGAAUCGGACAGCGAGGUCGCUUGAAACAUCUGCUUAUACCCCAGUUAAGAAAUACUAGCCUCCUACUUUGGGUUAUAUGGAUGUCCUGUGCGUUCUGCUACUAUGGUCUAGUACUAAUGACGACAGAGCUGUUUGAGACCGACGCGGACAGCGGUGAGGAGGCGUGCGCCGCCGACUGUCGCCCUUUACAGACUACGGACUAUAUGGAUCUACUGUGGACUACUUUGGCCGAAUUUCCUGGUAUUUUCGCGACAAUAUUCGUAAUUGAAAAGUUUGGUCGAAAGAAGACUAUGGCAUCCCAGUUUGUUAUAUUUGCUAUUUGUGUCUUCGCUUUAGUAUACAAUUCAAACCGCACAUUCUUAACUUGCAUACUAUUUCUGGCGCGAGGUAUCAUCGCGGGGUUGUUUCAAGCAGCAUAUGUCUACACACCUGAGGUGUAUCCAACGGCCCUGAGGUCUACAGCAGUCGGCGCUUGCAGUGGGGUGGCGAGACUCGGCGCUAUGAUCACUCCUUAUGUAGCACAGGUUCUGUUGAAGAACUCAAUACUAACAGCCACAGCGGUGUACUCGGCGGCAGCGUUAGUCGCCGCCGUCGCGUGUCUAGCCUUGCCGAUUGAAACCAAGGGCAGAGAACUAAAAGAUACAGUCACAGCUACUGGA
Brenthis ino (lesser marbled fritillary) is the source of this 1485-nucleotide messenger RNA. NCBI's taxonomy places the organism in Eukaryota, Metazoa, Arthropoda, Insecta, Lepidoptera, Nymphalidae. The record is from the annotation of a GenBank genome assembly.